AGUAAUUUAACCGGGUGUUGUUGGAUUGUUUUGCUAAAGCACUAGCCUGCACACAGCCUCGGUCAACCAUAAAUUCUUACUCGAAAUUUACAUUCACAAAAUUUUCAAUGAAUUCGUAUCACAUCACGAGGUUUUGAGUCGUAGGGAGUCAGACAGAGAUAUUUUCUAAUUUCAGUGUUGUGUUCCCCGCGUUUCUCCACCAUGAAUUCUCGUCGGCCUGACAGCUUCGAUGGUUUGGGUUAUACGGGCAGAGACUACCCGUCAUUCAGCGGGGGAUAUUCGGGCAGGUCAUUCAAUAAUUCGUCCAGUGCCGAUCUCCAGCACUGGGUCACCACACCUCCGGAUAUACCUGGCAGCAGAAACCUGCAUUUCGGCGAUCGUACACCGCAAUUUGAGACGCCACCUGCCCCGCCUGGAGCUGCGGACGAAGCGCAGUCAGCGGCUCCACCGUCCGAGCAACUGAACAGAUUUGCUGGGUUCGGGAUAGGUCUUGCUAGCCUCUUCACAGAAAAUGUCCUGGCCCACCCCUGCAUCGUGUUUCGGCGUCAGUGUCAGGUGAAUUACCAUGCCAGGUGUUACCACUUGUCACCAUUGACUGCCAUCAGCGUGAUGUACAAUGUCACUAAAACUCAGGGGCCAAAGGCUUUAUGGAAAGGAAUGGGCAGCACAUUUGUGGUACAGGGAGUCACCCUUGGUACAGAAGGCAUCAUUAGUGAAUGCACCCCAUUACCAAGGGAGUUAUCACACAAGUGGAACCCUAAACAAGUUGUAGGACAUCUAGUACUCAAAGGUUUGACAUAUGUGGUUGCAAUGCCGUUUUACUCAGCCAGUCUCAUAGAGACUGUACAGAGUGAAAUAAUCAGAGAUAAUCCUGGCAUCCUAGACUGUGUCAAAGAGGGUCUUGGGCGUGUGAUAGGCAUGGGUGUGCCCCACAGCAAGCGCCUCCUCCCCCUGUGGAACCUGGUGUUCCCUACAGUGCUCCACGGAAUCUUACAUUAUCUCAUCAGUUCCAGCGUGCAGAGGUUGGUGCUUUACCUGUUGCGUCGUCAUAAUAACGGCUCCCCAAAGCACUCGUCCCCCAACUCUGUAACGGACACAGUCCAGUCUAUGUUGGAUGCCUACUUCCCUGAGCUCAUGGCCAGCUUUGCGGCCAGCCUGUGUGCAGACGUGCUGCUGUUUCCUAUGGAAACAGUGCUGCACAGGCUGCAUAUUCAAGGGACACGCACUAUCAUAGACAACACUGACCUGGGUUUUGAGGUGUUGCCCAUAAACACACAAUAUGAAGGAAUGAGGGACUGUAUCAAUGCCAUUCGGCGUGAAGAAGGUACCAUGGGCUUCUACAAGGGCUUCGGCUCCAUCGUCGUGCAGUAUUCGCUGCAUGCCACAGUGCUGCAGAUCACCAAGGUGAUCUAUUCAACACUGUUGCGGAAUGCUUGAGUGGAAAGAUUCGGAAAGCUUUGCUGAUGAAGUGAUUCCUUCCUAAUUCAUUCAAAGGUCCUUUUUUGGUUGAAUUGGACAUUCCAAAAAAGUGUGUCCUAAUACAAAUUGCUAAUUGCAGAUAUGUGAGGGUUUCAUAAAGCACUGGUUGUCUAUUUAAUUGCAUGACUUAUUUUAUCAAAAUGCACAUGCAAAAUAGUCAUUAUGCUCCCAUAUUCACACAGUACAUUUGUUCAUAUAUUGAGCCCCAAACCCACCUCACUUCCCCACCACCAGCGGCAAAACAGGUAUAUUUCUGAAGCAUCAACCGUUGUAAUUUUAUUUCCAUACUGUUCUCUCCCUGUUUCAGUCAUGCCACUGGACACUGUCUCAUAAUGUGGUGUGUGAAUGUGGUUCUUUGGGGAGCAUUGGCUGAAGGCCUGUGCCAAGUCUUACAACAUGUGUAGAAAUUGUAUUUUGUUAUUAAAUUAUUAUUUGCACUUUAGUGCCAGUGUGUCUUAACAGUGAAAAUGUCUUUUCCUGCCAGAUUUAACUUUAUAUGAAAGAUUUUAAAUUCAGUUCCUUGAAUUGGUAGCCAUUAUAUACCAAAACAAGCAUGUGUAAAACGAAUCAACAUCUGAUAUUUUGUGAGUAAAUCAAGUUAUAAAUUAUUGGGCAUCAUGCUUUAAAAUAAAUGUCUAAAAUCGCUUUUGUCCUAAAACUGUUUUUAUUUUUUCCAUGAAUUUCCUUUGUAAGUGAUGUAUGUUUAAAAAAAAAUAAAAAAAAUAAGGCAAUGAAAAUACUGGUCUGUCUGUAAAGCAGACACACCUUAUUAUUAUUUGCCUGGCAUCAUUGUGAAAAGGUAUAAAGGGUUUAGGGGAGACCGGGGCUGGGUGUCACAUUCUUUAAACUACUCCAGUGAAUAUUUCUCAUGGUAUGUUGUUAAAAAAAGUCAAUAUCUAUAGGCACAUUCCUUAAAGUCUUGCUUAUACUGUAAAAGUCUAUCAACAUUUUAGCAGCACUGGCCAAGUAAAAAAGUGACAUUACAUUUGUUUAAUCUUUAAAUGCAUUGGUGUUUCUGUCUACAGUAUUACAUACCUAAGAUGUUUAGUGACCGGCACGUAUAUCUAUCAAAAAUGGAUCUACAAAAUUCUACAUUUCUACAUAGAUCUGCAUUUUUGUGUUUUAUUUUUUAUGUAUUAAAGAGAUGAUGCAAGUAACAAUAGAACGGGAUUCAUUUUGUCCAGGCUGAAGUUUUUUGAGAGGCAACUUCGUGUCACACAUAUUGAGCUGCACAAAAGAUACACAAAUGUAUUUUCUCAAGCAAUUAGAACUUUUUCAGUAGUCCAUCCAAAUGGCAAUAGCCAUAUAAUGUUCAUCUGUUACACUUGCUAUAGUUUACUUCCAAGUUGCUUCUUCAUCAAACAGCAAUGGCAAAUGUAAAUCAAGUCAAUCAAUGAAACCAACAUGAGUAAGAAAUAGCAUGUAUAAUAUGUUUGUGUACAUGAAUAUGGGAUACUGACAAUUCACUAUUGGCAUGUGUUGUAGAAAUUUUGAUACUCAUUGUUCAGGACUCAUUCAUUGCAAAGGAAUGUCACCUGGUCUUCUGAUCUGGAGAGGGAGAGGACAUUGGAUAAUUUAUGUUUGAACAAGGGACCGUAUUUACGACUGAAAAGGAGAACCGAGAUACCUCAGUCCAGGCUGAGUGGGGACCUCUGCCCAUUUAGUACAGGGGGGUACGUUUGGGCUGGUUAUUAGUAAAUCAGGCCUAGUAGCCUAGUCCCUGUAUCCAAGGAAUGUGAAG
Molecule: messenger RNA, 3220 nt
Organism: Xyrauchen texanus (razorback sucker)
Lineage: Eukaryota; Metazoa; Chordata; Actinopteri; Cypriniformes; Catostomidae
Product: mitochondrial outer membrane protein SLC25A46-like
Exons: 8
Coding region: 202-1437 (411 amino acids)
Biological process (GO): mitochondrial membrane fission; mitochondrial fission; axon development
Cellular component (GO): mitochondrial outer membrane
Source: RefSeq, a predicted model, not a curated record